Messenger RNA from Triplophysa rosa, 9503 nucleotides. It is a transcript of the gene grin2ab, whose product is annotated as glutamate receptor, ionotropic, N-methyl D-aspartate 2A, b. Gene Ontology annotation, biological process: synaptic transmission, glutamatergic; monoatomic ion transport; excitatory postsynaptic potential. Gene Ontology annotation, molecular function: transmitter-gated monoatomic ion channel activity involved in regulation of postsynaptic membrane potential; NMDA glutamate receptor activity. The record is from RefSeq and is a predicted model, not a curated record. Gene Ontology annotation, cellular component: postsynaptic density membrane; plasma membrane; postsynaptic membrane. Lineage: Eukaryota; Metazoa; Chordata; Actinopteri; Cypriniformes; Nemacheilidae. The coding region runs from base 1181 to 5515 and encodes 1444 amino acids. The transcript is spliced from 14 exons.
GGGACGUGGUUUUGCAACAUGGAGCGGGAAAAUGACUUAUUUAGUGAAGCGUCUUGCGAUUGAGAAUUUUCCACAGUUUUGACGCGCCCGUCGCGCGCAGGCACUGUUAAUGGUUCUCAUGAUCAUUUACGACUGUAUGCAUGUGCAACGCAAUGUGUGAGAGGUUGUGAGUGAGUGAGAGAGAGAGUUUGUGGCGGAAAAAAAAGGUUUGAGGGAGUCAAUGCAACGUUUACUCGAUUCGUGGAGAGUGCAUCUGAAACCAAUGUUCUGAAAAGUUGCGUGCAUAUAUUGACGCGCAUCAAGUGCAUAACCAAAUGCUUUUUAAAAUUUCUUCAAAUUGACAGCGCAACAGCAUAACGAAAGAUGAAAGAUAGCCCUAUAAAACACACGUGUACGUUUAAUUAGAGCGAAUAAGGAAAACGAAUUGUGUUGUAUUUGGCGCGGAGCGCGUGGGAGGCAUUGGCAAGAACAGUCUCAAUUCCGCGCUGAGAUGUUAAGGAGCGAAUACGCGCUCGACACAGUUUUGACUGCGCUGAUGUCUCGAGUUCAGUCGACGGUGUCGCAAAGGAAUCUCUAUCCAAAAUAGACCCCAGCACCGUUAUCGACGAAUAAACCAGCGAAUUGUUGUUUUCUCCAAAAGGAUGUGAUAUUGACGGAAACCCACCAAGAGGACGCACGAGGACCUGUUCCACCAGCCCCAUUGCGGAAAGCGCUCGAGACUCAAAAAUAGAAGAGGAAAAAAUAAAGGGGGGGAAAUCCAUUUGGAUCGUUGUAUUCCGACCGUACCACUGCACGUUUUUCCCUUUCCAUUUUUGGCGAAUCGCUUUAAGGAAUGGUCACGGUAAACACAAGGGCACCGAUGGAAUUACACCGUUGAGAGCGCGGAACUUGACGGAUUUGUUUAUAAAGAGCAAGGUUAUACAAUGAAGAGUGGGGACACGGCGUAAUUCUUUACUUGGAAAUGUAUAACCAGGAUAUCAGAACACCGAACACUUAAGCUCCUGUCAAGGUGUCUCACAGAAGGUCUGAAAAUGCGCCCGGGAACGCGCCUUCUUCUCUGUGAGGAAAUCUUCGUGGAUAAAAUUCACAAAACGUCGCUCAGUUUCACAGAUGGCACAUUUCUACCUGGGCGAGUUUUCUUCACUGACACCUCGUGACACGCAAGGGGCUGAAGCCAGGAAUGAUGGGAGCUGUAGUCCGGUUCACAAUCUUAUGGGCUUUCCUGGGUUGGUCGCAGGCUGCAGAGAAGCCUCCAUCCUUAAGCGUGGCUGUGAUUCUAGGCCAAACCCCCACUGUAUCCGAAUCGGCCAUGCGUCCGGUGCGUGGGGUAGGUGCGCCGCUGGAGGUGACCGUGCUCAGCGUCCAGGUGAACCAGACGGACCCGGGAAGUAUGCUUACGCACCUGUGUGAGCUUAUGUCCCGUCAGAGACUGCACGGGCUGGUUUACGGAGACGGCACGGAUCAAGAAGCCGUGGCGCAGAUGCUGGACUUUGUUUCGUCUCAGACGUCAAUGCCCAUACUGGGAAUUCACGGUGGCGCUGCGAUGACCAUGGCGGAGAAGGAUUCCAGUUCUUCAUUUUUCCAGUUCGGAGCCUCCCUCCAGCAGGAGGCGCUGUUGAUGCUCGCCAUAAUGGAGGAGUACGACUGGCACGUCUUUUCUGUGGUCACCACUAAGUUCCCAGGUUACCAGGAGUUCAUAGCUACUGUACGCGUGACAGUGGACCACAGCUUUAUUCGUUGGGACCUUCAGAGCGUGGUGACGCUGGACGGCGUCGGCGAACCCGAGGACCGGGCCCACGUGCAGCUGAAACGCAUCCAGUCGCCCGUCAUACUACUCUAUUGCUCCAAAGCCGAAGCGGCGUUGGUCUUCGACGAAGCCCAUUCGUUGGGGCUCACCGGGGCUGGUUUUGUGUGGAUUGUUCCAAGUCUCAUAACAGGAAAUCUCGAACAUACCCCAGAAGCCUUUCCAAUGGGGAUGAUAUCUGUGGCGUACGACGAGUGGGAUUAUCCCUUGGAGACGCGCGUGCAGGACGCUGUGGGAAUUAUCAGUUCUGCAGCCGCUGCCAUGUUUCGGGAGGAAGGUCGGAUACCUGAUGGGACAGCAAGUUGCUCCGGCCAAUCAGAGAAGCCAGAGGUGCCGCCCAGCGCUCUGCGAAGAUAUAUGAUGGGCGUCCGUCUAGGGGGUAGAGAUCAUUCAUUCAUGGACGAUGGCUACCAGAUGAACCCCAAACUGGUUGUCAUUGUUCUGAACACACAGAGGGACUGGGAGAAGAUGGGACGAUGGGAGAAUCACACGUUGAGGUUGAAGUUUCCGGUGUGGCCACGUUACAACUCGUUCGGGGACAUGGAUGCCGAUGAGAACCACUUGAGCAUAGUGACACUUGAGGAAAGACCCUUUGUCAUAGUGGAUGACGUGGACAUUCUCACUGGUACCUGCAUGCGUAACUCGGUACCGUGCAGGAAGCACAUUAAAGAUAACACCACCCAGGGUUCCUACAUCAAGAAGUGCUGCAAGGGCUUCUGUAUAGAUAUCCUGAAGAAGAUUGCAAGGAAUGUCAAAUUUACCUAUGAUCUUUACCUGGUCACUAACGGUAAACACGGUAAAAAGAUCAAUAACAUUUGGAACGGCAUGGUGGGAGAGGUAGUCUAUAAAAAGGCCAUAAUGGCCAUCGGCUCAUUGACCAUAAAUGAAGAGCGUUCAGAGGCCAUAGACUUCUCUGUCCCAUUCGUCGAGACCGGCAUCAGUGUGAUGGUGUCCCGUAGCAACGGAACGGUGUCGCCCUCCGCAUUUCUAGAACCCUUCAGUGCUUCAGUGUGGGUUAUGAUGUUUGUCAUGUUGCUCAUCGUCACAGCAAUCGCUGUUUUCCUCUUUGAAUUCAUAAGUCCUCUCGGUUUCAAUAGAAACCUGGCACAGGGCAAAGACCCACACGGGCCCUCCUUCACCAUCGGUAAGGCCGUCUGGCUUCUGUGGGGUCUGGUGUUCAACAACUCUGUCCCGGUACAGAACCCGAAAGGCACCACAAGUAAAUUUAUCGUGUCCGUGUGGGCCUUUUUCGCUGUGAUCUUCCUGGCUAGCUACACUGCCAACUUGGCGGCCUUUAUGAUUCAAGAAGAAUUUGUGGACCAAGUCACAGGCCUCAGUGACAGAAAGUUUCAAAGUCCCUAUUCCUACUCGCCACCGUUUCGCUUUGGGACGGUGCCUAAUGGGAGCACAGAGCGAAACAUCAGGAAGAACUACCCUGACAUGCACCAGUACAUGGUCAAAUACCAUCAGAAUGGAGUUCUGGAUGCACUGGUCAGCCUUAAAACUGGAAAACUGGAUGCUUUUAUUUACGAUGCUGCUGUGCUCAACUAUAUGGCGGGACGUGAUGAUGGCUGUAAGCUGGUCACUAUUGGCAGCGGCUACAUCUUUGCCACGACGGGAUAUGGAAUCGCCCUGCAGAAGGGAUCCUACUGGAAGCGGCUGGUCGACCUCGCUAUCCUUGGGAUUAUUGGAGACGGUGAGAUGGAGGAGCUGGAGGCCCAGUGGCUCACCGGUAUCUGUCAUAAUGAGAAGAAUGAAGUGAUGAGCAGUCAGCUGGAUGUGGAUAAUAUGGCUGGUGUGUUCUAUAUGCUGGCGGCAGCCAUGGCUCUGUCGCUAAUUACUUUUGUCUGGGAGCACCUCUUCUACUGGAGGCUACGCUACUGUUUCACUGGCCUGUGUUCCGGUCGACCAGGAAUGCUCUUCACUAUCAGCAGGGGGAUUUGGAGUUGCAUUCACGGCGUCCAUAUCGAGAUGAAAAAACCACCGGAGUUGGGCUUCAGCCCUCAGGCCAACAUGUUGCACCUGCUGAAAUCCGCGAAAGAGAUCACCACCCUGGGAGUUACCUCACCCAAACAGCCCAUGAGUAUCCUCCCUAAUACAUCUGGCCUGCUGGAUUUAAUGGGUGGAGGAAAAGGCAACAACCUGUCCCAGAAAAACGCGGCCUAUAGCAACACCAGCACCAUGCUCAGCAACCGUCUCAAAGAGCCACUUAACAACACACUGUUGCCAGGGCAACGUGCCCUGAGCAUAACGGAUGCUCAACCAGGUGUUGCUGGAAACGGUGGCUCGGGAGGCGGAGGCGAGACUGCACGACCUCCCGCUUCCAAACCACGUGCUCUGUGGAAGAAAUCGGUCGAGACUCUACGACAGACACAAAGCCCGGGGGACAAUUCCCCCCCAUCUGCCGCGCCGGCCUCCGAGACCCUGCCUAUGAAAAGCCAGAGAUACCUACCCGAGGAUGCACCCGCCCGUUCGGAUGUGUCAGAUUGCUCUGGCCGAGUGGACCUGCAAAAGCAGCAGAAGUUAAAAGAGACGCUUCGUAAGCGUAACCGCCAGCCACGAGACCUGAGCGACGUGGAGCUGUCGACGCUCAGGAGUCAGCCCAGCCAGCAGAGCAACCACAGCGCCCAGAUCUACUCUCAAAGCAGCCAGGGGAGUCAAAUAUACACCAUUGACUCCAUCGACCAGGAGCACGGACUACACUACCCAGAUAUCUUCAGUGAUCACCGUGACAACAUGCACCGCCCACCCUCGUCCUCUGAGCAACAGCCAAUCAUCCAGCUCAACAGCAGUCUGCUUACCCAGGCCCACGAACCCGACGUAAUGCAAACUGCGAUCGCAAAAGAUAAAAAAUACAACACGUACGGGAAGCCCGGGGGAGCGGGGAACAUCGCCGGUGGGCCCGCUCAGGACCCACGACAGACGCACUGCCGUAGUUGCCUGUCAAAGGUGUCCAGUUACUCUGGGCUUUACACCGUACGGUCCCCUCAGUAUCGCUGCGAUGCCUGCAUGCACUCUGCGCACCUCUAUGACAUCAGCGAAGAUCAAUUCCUCCGUCCAGAUGGAAGGGGUAUUGGUGGUGGAAGUGUUGACAGAGCCUUCUCUCCUUAUCUUCCCCAGCCCGAUGCUUCCUUCACAGCCUAUCUUCCCCAGAGCGACCAGGAAGGCGACGGUCUUAUUAGCCACUACCAGAACGAGGGAGUGAUCAUCCGCCGCCAGCACUCUUACGAGAACCUGCCCCAGAAGAGUUCGUCGCGUCGCGUCAGCCUGCAAGACAGCACGCCGUAUGCCAACAUUCCCUCCGCGACACUGAUCCCAGACAAGCCCCCCAAAAAUCCGUCGGCGCAUCUAAACCACACGCUGGCGGGGGUGGGCGUCAGCGGACUCGGGAUCGGCCGUCGCAGCAAGUCGAUGUAUCCGGCUCGCCCGACGGAAAAUCCGUUUCUCCAGACGCUCCGUGACGAUCAGCGUCUGGCUCACGGCCGCAGCUCCACAGACAUUUAUAAGCAGCUGGUACCGCUCACAUUAGGCCAGGCUGACGGCAACAUGCUCGGCAUGGGGAUGCCGACCCCUGACCUCUAUUACGCCGAGCACGUCAUGCCUUAUGUAGCCCCUCCCCCCGUCGGUACAUACACGGCCCCCAGAGCGUUGAGCGCUGGGGGCGCUCGCCGUGUCUACAAGAGGAUGCCGAGCAUCGAGUCCGAUGUCUGAGUGCGAGACGGCGUGUGUGAAAAACUCAUGCAUGGAUACUUCCACCAGGAUACCACUCGAAAGCGGAACUUGUUAAGCUUUAUGACUGCAGGGCAAGAAAGUUUGGAAUAUGUUUUGUUUCCCUUCACAGACUUAUCUGUCUGAACAAAAGUCAGAGUUCAACUUUUACAUCAGGUCCUCCCCUCUUGUCGAGCGGCAGCUCUGUGUCUUCCAGAAAACAUCUGAAAUGGUGGGCAGGACGCUCUCGCGCCUCAGAGCCGAGGAAGAGCAGCAGAAGCUGCUUGGAAGUACAGGGGCAGCUCCAAAGAGUUUACUUUUUUCACGCAACACGAGCAACCAAAAAGUAAAUUGAAAUAAAUAUCCACAUUCUGCACUUUUACACGCAAACACACACACGAGGCACAAAUGAUGUCAGAUCUGUGAAAGAACAAAGUUAGUUAUAAAAAUAGAAUCCCUCGACCAAAAAAACACAGUCAUGUGUUCUGAAAUUAAUGAUUACGUCUUUGAAAAGAGGCAGAAGAACGUCUGUUAUGAAUGCAUUUCGGGGUACAAGCUGCACUGAGGCACGAAUCACAAAGACUACGUAGAGUUAAAAGAUUAGAUUUUCAUUCCAGCCUGAACUGUGACAAAAUGCACUGCCUGAAUGAUUAGCCUCGGGUGAAAUCUCUGAAAUCGAGUGCGCUAGAGAAUUUCACAGGAAGGAGUUAUGGUGCACACCAGACCUGCGAUUGCUUGGACUUGUUUGUAUGUUUGAGGACGUCAAUGGAGGAAAAGGUAUUUGUCCCUCCCUUCCCCUAUAUCCGACCUUACAUGCGUGCGAACGCGGGACGACACGCCUCCACUCACAACACAACCGUGUAGUAGUGUCGAUGUUAAUUCAUCCAAAAAUUCUUACAUCGAGCGCAUUUCUAUAGUUGUCUAGAGUAUUGAAAAAGAGAUUACACCCUUUUAUACACUGCCAAAUAUUUGACAGGGUGGGCAAAGCAUAUUUGUAGAGUUAAAAAAGUUAAAAUAGGAUGAAAUGAAAGAAGCGAGGGGAAGAGAGAGAUAUUUUUGUGGUCGGAAGGGACUUGUCGCCGGAGUAAAAAAAAAAAAAAAGAGUAAAACCCCACACCAACUAAUGUCAAUGCAGAAUCACAGAAAUAUAUAAAAACAUACCUGUUUGCCUCGAACACACAAGCACAUCAGUUCCUGUAGAGUCCAACCACGCAGUCAUACUUCACGAAUAUUUGGGUUGAUUUGAAAUAUAAAUGGUCGUUCCAGCGAUAUGCACAAUAUCAGGUUGCAAUAUUAUAUUUAUCUAUGAAAUUUCCUAGUUUUACUAUGUUUUAUUAUUAGUUCCUUUAAUUUAUGAAUUGUUAUACGUGUGGAAUUAAUUUAUAAUUGUGAUUUAAUUGCGUAUAUAUUUAAAAAAAAAAGAUAACAGCAUGUUAAUCUUCUCUAUGGUCAAACUUUUAGAAUUGUUCUUUUCGAUUUUUGAUGUGAAUGGGAGUAUAUGUUUACAGUGAAUGUGAAAAUAUGGAUUCAUCUCAGAUGUGAUUUUGAUUCUCAUUUGAAUACAAACAUAAAACUGUCGUAUGGAAAAAUGUCAAGCGGAUGGCGCAGUUUUUUCAGUAAACUGUGUCUACAGUUGCGUGAGGUUGAUAUAUCAGGAUAUAUACUGGGUUUAUAACUCAAGUGGUCCUCCUCGCGACACAAACGUGGCUUGAAAUAAAUAAUGAAGUAUACAUUGUGGCUACGGAAGAAGCAUUUUUAGGAUAGUCAGUCUAUCGCUCAGGCCUUGUCUGUAUAAUACAUGUCUGCCUCAGAUCAUAACAGCUUUUGUAUCUAGCCGGCCAGCAUUUACACUUCCAAAAAAAUAUCCAAGUCAGUUGUUACUAAUUGAAUUAAUACACAUGAAAUGCGGUCAUAUUCAUGUUUCUUAUUUUAUACAUCAGCCUCCAUGCGGUAGGCAACGUAGACCUGUUCAUUUUGUGAUGUACAUCAAGAUCUCGCUUGAAUGUAGACACCAUUCAGAUCCAAGACACUGUAGAACAUUUUAUGUCAAGAGUAGAUGGGUUGUGUCUAGGUGGUUGUGAUUUAUGCAACCUGUAUGAAUUUGUAUAUACAGGUAGAUUUGACUUUCAUCAGAAUAAAUCUAUUUGCACAUUGAUCUGUUUUACAUCAUUUACGUCACUUUCAUGAUACGAAUUUGAUCCCCUGGUAGCACACCAACAGGUUAUAAAAAAUAGUGUAAUAAUAACGUUCAAUUAUGGUAAUGUUUAAUUUCAUUCCUCGCAAAUAUUGCUUUGUAUUCUUUCAGUUGUCCCCAUGUUGAAUUAUCAUUUUUCACAAAAUCAAAAAGCUUUUUUUUUUACAUGAAAAUUGUAUGUUUAUUAAAAGCACCUAAAAAUACUAAAUGUGAAAUGGAACGGAAUAAUUCACCCCAAAAUAUAAAUACCCAACUUGCAUGCCUUUAUUUUGUGGAACGGCAACAAGAUGUUAGUGGCAGAAUACGAGUGAGUGGUUUCAUUCAAUUUCAUUGUACCAGAGGCCUUGACCAGGGGCGGACUGGCCAUCUGUAGUACCGGAACUUUUCCCGGUGGGCCGAUAAAGUUUGGGGCCGGAAUGGCCGGACGUAUUAUAAACGCGAAUGCUCGCAACGCAUAGGCAUUAGCGAGUCGGACACGUAUGUAACGCAAUGACACGUUACAUACAAACACCCCCCCCGUCGACAGAAAUGGUGGAGGGCCGAUGCCAUCGAACACAAAACCCCCCGUCGACAGAAAUGGAGGGGUGCCGAUUCCAUCAAACACCCACCCCCCCACCAUCGACAGAAAUGGUGGAGGGCCGAUGUGGGCUGAAUAAUCCAGGGCCGAUUUUGCUUUCCAGUCCGCCCCUGCUUAUAGAAGUUUUCUGUUGAUCAACUGUGCUGUACUAAACUAGCAAUAUUGUAGCUCUGUCGCAUUGCCCUUCAUGAUCCUGUCAUCAGCCCAGUCGUGUUGAUACAUAGUUACUACGAUUCCAAACAACCCAUUCAUUUUAAAUUAAACAAAAUCAUUUUGAUAACAGCAACACGAUGGGGUCUGGCAGAUCUUUCAAAACAACGUUGCUCUGAAAUAUUAUUCUGUAAUUUGCGGUUGCCAAAAGCCCCUGACAAAUCUGGCAUCCCGUGGCACAAGAAUUGGCUCAGAAAAGUAAGCAACACUUUGAUUCCAACACAAAUACUCCUGUCCUUAAUAGUGACUGUAUCAGCACUUUUAAGACUUUUGGAUUGUGACUAAUAGCAUUAAAGCGAUUUAACAUGAAAAAAAAGCAGAAAUCAUAAACAACAUUUCCCCAUCCCAUGUAUGUUCGUUUUUGUUGUGUGUAUUUUUAAAGGCAUUACAAUAAAGAUGUCAAAAUUUGUUAUACUACACAAUAGUAAAACAUGUAUGUGCCAGGUGGUGUAUAUACUGGUUAAGCUUAGGUUAGUGUCUUAGAGUAUAGAGACUGUACUGUGUGUAUGUACACUGGCAGUAGACAGAUGCUGUUUAUGUGGUUCACUGUGUACGUGCCUCAACUUCCUAAAAUCAGAUGUCUAAGACUAGUUUGUGUGCACCGUGUGUGAGUGUGUGUGGCUUUUGGGUAAAUAUGAAAUUGUUUCCUGCAUGAAAAACAGUCAUUUUGAUUUUUCUCACUCUUAGUUUGAGUAAAGAUAUAGAGUUGAAUUAAUAACGAAAUAUCUUUGGUUUUAUAUUAAAUGAAUUGUGAAUUAAUAAUUUUAUAAAUUUAUAAAUAAAAAUUCUGUGAAAGGCAACUUGUUUUUUUUGAAUGUUGGGAUAAACAUUCUGUUGCCUUUGACUGAAGAAUCCUUCCAGAUUAUGAUCUGAACAGUGAAAUAUCUCUGACAUAUGAAUAUUUUCCUUCAUAAUGUCUUCAUGCAUGUUAUGUUUUUUGUUUGUUUAUUUAUCGAGACCUUUUGGAAAGCUAAAUAAAGCAGAGUUACAAUUGAUAGUAUCAUUUCGUC